AUGGAGGGGGGCCGGGCCGGGGGGGAGCGGGCCGGGCUGGGACGGUGCAGGGAGCCGGGCGCUCGCAGACGGAGCCGGGGCUGGACACGGGGCAGCCGGAGCUACCGAGCAGCCGGGACCCCCUCGCCCUGCGCCCCCGACCCCGGGCUGCCCCCUCUGCUCCUGCCGGGCUCCGGAGAGCCCCCCUCGGCCAUGGCCCGCGCCGGGCGCCCCCGGGCCCCCGGGCUGCUGCUGCCCCUGCUGCUGCUGCUGCCCGCUCUGUGCGCCCGGGCAGCAGAGCCGGUGGACGUGCUGAAGGCGCUGCACUUCCAGGCCCAGCCGGCCGGCGUGCGGAAGACGACGGGGUUCUGCCCCGCCAGGCGGGCAGGGGCGGGGCCAGACGUGGCCUACAGGAUAUCACGGCAGGCGCAGAUCAGCGCCCCCACCAGGCAGCUCUUCUCAGGGAAGUUCCCGGAGGAUUUCUCCAUCAUGGCCCUGGUGAGGCCCAAGGCCGGGACCCAGGGGUUCCUGCUCUCCAUGUACGACCAGCACGGCACCCAGCAGCUGGGGGUGGAGCUGGGGCGCUCGCCCGUCUUCCUCUACCAGGACCAGAGCGGCCGGCCCGCCCCCGAGGACUACCCGCUCUUCCGGGGCAUCAACCUCGCUGACGGCAAGUGGCACCGGCUGGCACUGAGUGUGCACAGACAGUCCGUGACCCUGAUCCUGGACUGUAAGAAGAAGGUGACGCGGACGCUGCCCCGGGGCCCCCGCCCGGUGAUCGACACCCGUGGCAUCACUGUCUUUGGCACCCGCAUCCUCGACGAGGAGGUCUUCCAGGGUGACAUCCAGCAGCUGCUCAUCGCCCCGAACCCCCAGGCGGCCUACGACUACUGUGAGCACUACAGCCCCGACUGCCCUGCCCUGCCCCACCUGCCCCAGGCACAGGAGGCGCUGCAGAGACCUGCCAGGCCCCAGUACUUUGAGGAGGAGGUGGAGUACUAUGAGUACCCCGACUCUUACGGGAAUAAAGAGGAUGGGAACGCGUCCCUCCCCACUUCUUCGGGGGGCACAGUGGAGCAGAAACCCGCCGGGCCGGGCCGCAAGGCGCCCGCCAAGCCGGCAGCCAAGCAGCAGAAACGGCAGCAGCUGAUGAGCACGGCCCCAGCCUACGGCAAAGCCCCCGGCGGCGGGAAAGCCCCCGGCAACGGCAAAUCCCCCGGCAAAGCCCCCGGCAAGUCCCCCGGCAACGGCAAAUCCCCCGGCAACGCCAAGUCCCCCGGCAACGCCAAGAUGGCAGCUGGGGGGAAACACCCGGCCGUGAAAAAUGCCCUGGGCAAGGCCCAGACGGGGGGGAAGGCCUACGCUGGUACCGGCGCGCCCAGGAAACACGGCAACAGCUACCAGCAGGUAGAGCAAGAGCGAGGCAUCCAGAUCGGUGCUGGGCACCGCCCCGAGGGGGCAGCACGAUCUGAGAUCCGUGCGGGGGAGCAUGCUCCCCCCACCCCAUCCCCGCCCCCCAAGUCUGUGCGUCUCGCUCGUGUCUGUCCGUCGGUGGCGGGGCCAUUCGGGAAGCACCUCGGCAACGAUGUGGGGCUGUCCCCUACAGAGGAGCCCUGGGGGGCUGGCAAGAACCUGGAUUAUAUCCUACCCCUUGACCAGGACCCUGAUGGUGCCUACUGGGAGGAGACAAUGGGGCUGGAGGUGACUCCCCCGUCCCCCUCGGAGCCCUGGGCUGAGGAGGCUCCCAGCCCGGCCCCUGCCGCUCCGGGUGAGGACGAGGUACUUGUGGAGGAGUACGUGAUGGGGCAGGAGUACGAGUACGUCUAUAAGGACUUUCCUGAGGGAGCUGAGCCAUCGGAGCUGGGGCCCGUGCUCUCUGCAGAGACCCCCCAGAAUGGAGGCGCUGUGCGCGGAGUCAGAGGCUACAAAGGAGAGAAGGGAGAGCCGGCCGUCAUGGAACCGGGAAUGCUGGUGGAGGGCCCCCCCGGCCCUGAGGGACCUGCGGGCAUAUCAGGGCCGCCGGGCACACAGGGCCCUCCGGGCCCCCCAGGAGAUCCUGGUGAGAGGGGUCCUCCUGGCCGUUCAGGUCUCCCUGGCUCGGAUGGGAUGCCUGGACCCCCUGGCACGUCCCUCAUGCUCCCGUUUCGGUUUGGGAGCAGCGGUGGAGACAAGGGGCCCGCGGUGUCCGCACAAGAGGCACAAGCGCAGGCCAUUUUACAGCAAGCCCGGAUGGCCCUGCGUGGCCCCCCGGGACCCAUGGGAUACACUGGCCGGCCUGGGCCCCUGGGGCAGCCAGGGGGCCCCGGGCUGAAGGGGGAAGCCGGAGACUUUGGACCCCAGGGACCCCGCGGGCCACAGGGCCUGUCUGGCCCCCCGGGGAAGCCUGGAAGGAGGGGUCGUGCUGGAGCCGACGGCGCUCGGGGGAUGCCCGGGGAGUCUGGUGUUAAGGGCGACCGAGGCUUUGACGGGUUGCCGGGGCUGCCGGGGGACAAGGGGUACAGGGGUGAGACGGGUUCCCAGGGCAUCCCAGGCCCCCCUGGUGAGGACGGACAGCGGGGAGACGAUGGAGAGGUCGGCCCCAGAGGGCUCCCUGGAGAACCGGGACCCAGAGGUUUGCUUGGACCCAAAGGCCCACCAGGGAUCCCCGGGCCUCUGGGCGUGCGUGGCAUAGAUGGUCCCAUCGGGCCCAAAGGGAACCUGGGGCCGCAAGGCGAGCCAGGCCCCCCAGGUCAGCAGGGAACUCCAGGCACCCAGGGAUUGCCUGGCCCACAAGGUGCUAUGGGGCCCCCCGGAGAGAAGGGUCCCAGAGGCAAACCUGGCCUCCCCGGCAUGCCGGGGUCCGACGGGCCUCCCGGGCAUCCGGGGAAGGAAGGUCCGCCGGGAACCAAAGGUAACCAGGGUCCGUCUGGUCCCCAAGGUCCAAUUGGCUACCCAGGCCCACGUGGUGUGAAGGGCGUGGAUGGAAUUCGGGGACUGAAGGGUCACAAGGGUGAGAAGGGUGAGGAUGGAUUCCCUGGGUUCAAGGGCGACUUCGGGGUGAAAGGAGACAGGGGCGAGGUGGGUGUCCCAGGAUCCAGAGGAGAGGAUGGACCGGAAGGUCCCAAAGGCCGGACCGGACCCUCGGGUGACCCGGGUCCCCUUGGACUGGUGGGAGAGAAGGGGAAGCUGGGCGUACCAGGUCUUCCCGGAUACCCAGGACGGCAAGGCCCGAAGGGAUCUCAGGGCUUCCCUGGAUUCCCUGGCAGCAAUGGUGAGAAGGGUGCUCGGGGUCUAUCCGGGAGGCCAGGGCCCCGGGGCGAGCGCGGCCCCUCGGGUCCCAGGGGCCAGCGGGGGCCGCGAGGAGCCACUGGAAAGCUGGGGGCAAAGGGCACCUCUGGCGGUGACGGCCCCCACGGCCCUCCAGGGGAAAGGGGACUCCCGGGCCCCCAGGGGCCAAACGGCUUCCCCGGACCCAAAGGACCACCGGCCCCCCCUGGCAAGGACGGGCUUCCCGGGCAUCCCGGUCAGCGAGGAGAAGUCGGUUUCCAAGGCAAGACGGGCCCCCCCGGCCCCCCGGGGGUGGUGGGACCUCAGGGCGCUUCUGGGGAGUCUGGUCCGAUGGGGGAGAGAGGUCACCCAGGCCCCCCUGGACCCCCGGGAGAGCAGGGCUUGCCAGGACCCUCUGGGAAAGAAGGAACCAAGGGAGACCCUGGCCCCCCGGGAGCCCUCGGGAAAGACGGCCCGGCUGGACUGCGCGGUUUCCCCGGUGAGCGGGGGCUGCCUGGCACCCCGGGCGGCACGGGGCUGAAAGGGAAUGAGGGGCCGGCCGGACCCCCAGGACCCGCAGGCUCGCCCGGAGAGAGAGGUGGCCCUGGACAGGGCGGCCCCAUCGGACCCCCAGGCAGACCGGGCCCUCAAGGGCCCCCAGGCCCCGCUGGAGAGAAAGGAGUUCCUGGUGAGAAAGGUCCCAUAGGCCCCGCUGGCCGUGACGGAGUCCAGGGUCCCGUUGGGCUGCCUGGCCCAGCAGGGCCCCCGGGGGGUGCUGGUGAGGAUGGCGAUAAGGGCGAGGUGGGUGAGCCGGGCCAGAAGGGUGGCAAAGGCAACAAGGGAGAGCACGGUCCCCCAGGCCCCCCAGGUCCCAUGGGCCCAGUCGGGCAGCCUGGAGCAACUGGGGCUGACGGGGAGCCGGGCGCUCGGGGCCCCCAGGGCCACUUUGGGGCGAAGGGCGACGAAGGAACCCGCGGAUUCAACGGGCCGCCUGGCCCCAUCGGGCUGCAGGGUCUGCCGGGCCCGGCGGGGGAAAAGGGCGAGACAGGUGACGUGGGCCCCAUGGGCCCCCCAGGACCACCGGGGCCGCGUGGCCCAGCCGGACCCUCCGGAGCCGACGGACCCCAAGGCGGCCCUGGAGGCAUUGGCAACCUGGGCCCCCCUGGAGAGAAGGGUGAGCCUGGCGAGUCGGGGGCCCCCGGCAUCCCCGGGGAGCCAGGAGUCAAGGGCCCGCGAGGAGAGCGAGGGGAGAAAGGAGAAACGGGAGCCGCCGGUGCAGCUGGACCCCCUGGAGGGAAAGGGCCCCCUGGAGACGACGGGCCCAAGGGGAACCCUGGUCCUGUUGGUUUCCCAGGGGAUCCGGGCCCCGUAGGUGAAAUGGGCCCCAGGGGCCAGGACGGGGCAAAGGGCGAGCGAGGCGAGGAUGGGGAACCCGGGCAGCUGGGCUCGCCAGGCCCGACAGGAGAGAAUGGCCCCCCAGGCCCUCCAGGGAAGAGGGGCCCCGCAGGCUCCCCGGGUCCCGAGGGGCGUCAGGGUGAGAAGGGCACUAAGGGCGAGCCAGGUGCCGUGGGACCUCCUGGCAAGACUGGCCCUGUGGGGCCCCAGGGACCGGCCGGCAAGCAGGGGCCUGAUGGGCUGAGAGGCAUCCCUGGCUCAGUGGGAGAACAAGGCAAGCCGGGUGCGACGGGCCAGGCGGGCCCCCCGGGACCUGUGGGCCCCCCGGGGCUGCCCGGCCUCAAAGGGGACUCCGGAGCCAAAGGAGAGAAGGGCCAUCCUGGUCUGAUCGGUCUGAUCGGGCCUCCAGGCGAGCAGGGAGAGAAAGGAGACCGGGGCCUGCCUGGCCCGCAGGGCUCCCUGGGGUCAAAAGGAGAGACUGGGAUCCCUGGUGCUACCGGCCCCAUCGGACCUGCCGGGCCCCCGGGCCUUCCUGGCCCAGCCGGUCCCAAGGGUGCGAAGGGAGCCACGGGACAAGCCGGCCCCAAGGGCGAGCGAGGUGUCCCCGGCCCCCCUGGACACCCGGGCCCCCCCGGGGAGGUGAUCCAGCCGCUGCCCAUCCAGCUGCCCAAGAAGAGCAAGAGGUCGAUCGACGCCAGCCAGCUGGUGGGUGAGGACGGGGAGGGGAUGGUGGCGGACGGGGUCCAUGGCCACGCGGGCGGCAUGGAUGAGAUCUUCGGCUCCCUCAACGCCCUCAAGUUGGAAAUUGAGAACAUGAAGCACCCGAUGGGCACCCAGGACAACCCGGCCCGCACCUGCCAGGACCUGCGGCUCUGCCACCCUGACCUGCCCGACGGCGAGUACUGGAUCGACCCCAACGAGGGCUGCUCCCGGGACUCCUUCAAGGUGCACUGCGACUUCUCGGCUGGCGGGGAGACCUGCCUCUUCCCCACCAAAGAGACGCAGGUGGUCCAGAUGUCUGCGUGGCAGGAGGAGAAGCCCCCGCGCUGGUUCAGCCAGUUCCAGGAAGGCAGGAAGUUCUCCUACGUGGACGCGGACGGGCGCCCGGUGGGCGUGGUGCAGCUCACCUUCCUGCGGCUGCUCAGCGUGGCCGCCCGGCAGAACUUCACCUACCACUGCCAGCGUUCGGUGGGCUGGGGCAGCGCCGCCUCUGGGGGCCACCAGCGUGCCCUCCGCCUCCGGGGCGCCAACGAGGAGGACAUGAGCUACGACACCAGCCCCUACAUCACGGCCCUCACCGAUGGCUGCGCGCAGCUGCGGAAGGGCCCGGACAGGACGGUGCUAGAGGUGAACACGCCCCGCGUGGAGCAGCUCCCCCUGCUGGACGCGCACUUCACGGACUUUGGGGAGCCUAACCAGAAGUUUGGGUUCGAGGUGGGACCUGCCUGUUUCCUGGGCUAGGACCAAACCCCCAUGAGCCCUGCCCUGGCCCCUGAGGGAAUGUCCCAGCCUGGCCCAGGCCCCACCAUCCCCCGAGCAGCGAAGCUACGGGGCCUUCUGGCCACCUGAGGGACGGACACGCCAUGACCACCUACAGCCACCGAGACCAACGCACCCGCUGCCGUCUCCUGCUGGGACCAGGGACCGGAGAGAGGCACCGAAGAGACGUCACCGCUUAGAGCCCACCUGUAUUUUAAUGUGUAGAGAGAGGGGGGGCAAUUACACCCACGCGCUGGCGGGAUCCCUCGGAGCCCCACAUCCCCCCUCCCACAAUCCUCCAGCCAGAGCUCCCAGAAUGCCCCAGCAACAUCCCUCAGAGCCCAUGGGCCAUAUUUCCCAGAAUGCCUCAGGGUACACCCUCCAUAUCUCCCAGAGCCCCUCAACUCUAACCCCAGACUGGGGCCACCCCGAAAUGGUGGAACCGGUACCCCAAUUUCCCCUCUGACCGUGGAACAAAGCCAUUAAUGUCUAAUGAACAUUGUGAGCCAACCAGAGUUAAUUAAUGUCAGCAGUGUGGCUGGCUCCCCUGUGCCGGGCAGCAUCGUGAACAGAGGACCUGGGUUAACACCAGUGGGCUCCCGUCCUCCCUCCCCACAGUGCUGACACCUGUCGCAGUGACAACGACCCUCAUGCUUCAGGGCAGGUGCUGGCCUGCAGGGAUGGGGUCAGGAGGAAACUUCCUCCUCACUGAGGGCUCAUUUAAUUACUGGUUUAGUCACCUCCUGCAGGGUUCCUGCCCUUUCCACCCAGAGCAGCCACAGGCGGGAGGCCAGGCUCGAUGGGCCCACUGGUCUGGUCCCGGCUGGGAUUCCUCUGCUUCAUUCAUUCCUAUCAAUGGGCUCCAGUCCCCCUCCUCCAGGGCACUAAUUAAUGUCAAAGGAAGAAGAAAUGUUAAUUUCAGUAGGGUUCUCUGCUCCCCUCCCCCACUAUGGUAAUUAGUAUUGAUUUGUGAGGCUCUAACCCCUCCCCCAUUGAACUAAUUAAUAUCAAAGGAGAAAAUCUUAUUAAUUAAUAUCAGUGGGGUGCUCCCCCUUCCCCCAGUACUAAUUAGCAUUAAUUGACAUGGAUAGGGCUCCUCCUUCCCUGCCAUAUCAGUUAAAAUAAUGAAUAAAGCCUGUUAAUUAACAUCUCCACAGUGCUCAGAUCCCCCCACUCCCGGCUAUUUGCAAGUGACUGUUGCUCUGGGUGUAUUUAAAAGCCUUCACCAACCUCCCCCCAUGGAAGAAGCUGAGGAGCGAAGAGAAGGACGCUGGUUUUAUUGUUUUAUUUUAAAUUAAUUAUAUUAUUUAAGGCGUGGAGACACACAGGGGUCUGGGCCCUGCUGCGGAUUUUGAAUCCCAAAUGAGCCCAUGCGCUCUGGCAUGAUGCUGCCAGUCCUGGGCCGGGGGGGGAACCCAAUUCAUUUUCUUGGGGCUGCCGGACAAACGUUUCAUGGGGUGACUGUUGUUGCUUUUCGGGGUCUAACAGGCAGCCCCCCCCCCCACGCCCCGGAGUGCUGAGCCGGCGGCCGGUGUAAUGUUUGUAAGUAAUUUUGGAAGUUGUAUUGUAAUAUAUCAGCUAUAAUUUUGCUGCU
This is a messenger RNA of Caretta caretta (loggerhead turtle), 7693 nucleotides long. The record is from RefSeq and is a predicted model, not a curated record. Lineage: Eukaryota; Metazoa; Chordata; Testudines; Cheloniidae.